Molecule: messenger RNA, 1600 nt
Organism: Apis cerana (Asiatic honeybee)
Lineage: Eukaryota; Metazoa; Arthropoda; Insecta; Hymenoptera; Apidae
Gene: GstD1
Product: glutathione S-transferase D1
Biological process (GO): glutathione metabolic process
Molecular function (GO): glutathione transferase activity
Source: RefSeq, a predicted model, not a curated record
CGAAACGAGCUUUAAUCGACUCGGGCCGGUGCUUCGUUAUCUUCGAUGGCCGGCCAAUCGGCUAAUUAAUUAGAGAAUCGUUGACGCGUGAACGCGUGUGGAAUUCGCGGUGAUCUCGGAUUAAAUCGGGAAUUCGAGACACAAGAGAAGAGAGACGAGUAAAUUUGUAUGCGGGAUACGCAUGCAAAUACGAAGCGUAGAAAUUCGAGAAAUUUCCUCUAUUCUUGAUCUACCUCUACAAAAAUCGUGCGCAGUGACGUUGAAGAGACACAAAGUAAAAAAAGAAAAAGGGAGGCAAAAGAAAUUCGGGAAAAAAAAUAAAGAGAAUACGAAAAGAUGCCGAUUGAUUUUUAUUACUUGGAGUUCAGCCCGCCGUGUCGGUCGGUUUUAUUGCUGGCAAAAGCGAUCGGCGUUCAUUUGAACUUGAAAACGAUCUCUCCUAUGAAAGGGGAGCACAUGAAAUCCGAAUUCGUGAAGUUGAAUCCGCAACACGUAAUACCGACGAUAGACGAUAAUGGCUUCGUUUUGUGCGAAAGCCGGCCGAUUAUGGGAUACUUGGUGAGCAAAUACGCCAAAAACGAUUCUCUGUAUCCGAAAGACCCAAAGAGGAGAGGUAUCGUGGAUCAAAUGCUGUAUUUCGAUAUCGGUACCCUUAACGAGAACGUGGUCAAAUGUUACUACUCGACGAUAUUUUUGGGGGCGCACUCCUUGGACGAGGAAAACGUACGAGCCGUGGAGAGAUCGUGCGAGGUGUUGAACGCGUAUCUCGGCGAGCGCGAGUACGUUGCCGGCGAUACGCUCACCAUUGCCGAUUUUGCCAUCCACACCACCAUCUGCGUCCUGUUGGCAAAAAUUAAAAUGCCGAUCGAUUUUUAUCAAUUUCUCGGAAGUCCGCCAUGCCGUGCGGUUGCAUUGACGGCUGCUGCUCUUGGUAUCGAAAUGAACUUCAAACCAGUUAAUUUGUUGAAUAAGGAACAGUUGAAGCCUGAAUUUUUAAAGAUGAACCCACAACACACGAUACCUACAAUUGAUGAUAAUGGUUUCUACUUAUGGGAAAGUCGAGCAAUUAUGAUGUAUUUGGCGGACCAAUACGGCAAAAAUGACUCUCUGUACCCAAAGGAUGUGAAGAAACGGGCGAUCGUUAAUCAAAGAUUGUACUUCGACAUGUGCAAUUUGUAUAAAUCGUUCAUGGAUUAUGUUAUAUAUCCUGUCGUUUUCAUGAAAAUGCCUAAAGAUCCAACAAAAUACGAAAGCAUCGACAGGGCGCUGUCGUUUCUCGACAAAUUCCUCGAAGGAGAAAACUAUGUGGCAGGAAAGAACAUGACUCUUGCCGAUUUAAGUAUCGUAACCACUGUCUCCACGAUAGAGGUGGUGGAUUACGAUCUCGGCAAAUAUGAGAACGUUGCGAGAUGGUUUGCAAAGGUAAAAUCUGAGAUACCGAAAUACGAAGAGUACAACGACGUUGGAUUGAAAAUGUUCAAAGACUUCGUGAACGAAAAGUUGUCGAGAAAAUAAAGUGAACGAGAUGAGAUAAAAUUGUUCGCUCUUUAUUAUCGUAUGAAAAAUGAUUUUACACGAAUAAAGCGUUCAUUAUCGUUUU